AUGCGUAGGGAUGGGGAAUGGGUGGUGGAGUCACCGGAGAAGGGUGGUGCAGUGGUGGUUCAUACGCAAUUAGCAAUGAUGAUCAAAGCUAUGAUGUUAUUCUUCCUCAUUAGUUUCAUAACAAUGUCUCAUACCAUAGCAUUUGAUGAUCAUGGCUAUGAUGAUCCUGGUUAUGUCAUGGUUGAUACUAAGCAUGAUGGUCAUGCAAAAGCUCCAGCUCCGGCUCCGGCUCCGGCUCCUCAUCAUCAUGGAAACCGUCAUCAUCAUCAUGAUAUGAAGAGUCACCAUGUAGCCCAUCCUCCUGCUUUCGCCCCACAUAGUCACACUUUUUCUAAGCCAGUAACACCCCCACAAGGUGCCAUUCAUCAUCAUGAUGGUCAUGAACAUGGUGGCCAUGCAAAAACUCCAGCUCCGGCUCCGGCUCCCCAUGGUCAUCAUGCUGAUCAUCAUCAUCAUCAUCAUCAUCAUCAUAUGAAGAUUCACCAUGGAGCACAUGCUCCUGUGAAACCUCCACAGGGUGUUCCUCAAGCUUCAUUGAAGUCUCUCUUUUCUUUCUUUAAUUUGGCCUAA
Amaranthus tricolor (Joseph's coat) is the source of this 570-nucleotide messenger RNA. RefSeq lists its product as uncharacterized. The record is from RefSeq and is a predicted model, not a curated record. The coding region runs from base 1 to 570 and encodes 189 amino acids. The transcript has 2 exons. NCBI's taxonomy places the organism in Eukaryota, Viridiplantae, Streptophyta, Magnoliopsida, Caryophyllales, Amaranthaceae.